CUGAGAGAGAAAGAAAGUGAAAGAAAAGGAAAAUAAAAGGAAAAUAAAAAGAAAAGGGAGAAGAAAGAGGGAAGACAAAGGAAUCGAUUGUCGGCGCCCCAUGUUUCCGCCGACCAAUCUUCAUUUCAUUAUCUCUUCCACCUCCACACACUCCUUCUCUCUCUAUUAAAAACAAUUUCUUUUCUCUCUCUCUCUCGAAACUUCUUUUAAAACCCUAACCUUUCUUUUUCCCUUUGUUUUUUUUUUCUUUUUUUUUCGGUGCCUUCCUAAUAUUUUUUUGAACUAAUUGGAAGUUAUCCGAGUUUUUAUUUGAUCUAGGGUUAUAAUUUUCUUUCGUUUUUUUGUCAAAUUAAUUUUCGUUUUCGUUUUUUUUUUGGGGUUUUAUUUGAAGUUUUAAUUAGAAAAAUUAUGAGGAGAGGUAGCGGCGUUGUGGAGUCGUCUGUUAUUGUUGAGAGGGUUGACGAUGUUGAUAAGGAGAAGAAGAAAAAACGACGAUCUAAUCGUCGAUCCAAACAUAACUCAGCUUUUAAUUCAGUGAAUGAAGCACGUGGAGAAACAUCAGAUAGCUUGAAAAGCGAUGACAAAACAAAAAAUUUCGUAUCCUCUAUGGGUUAUUCUUCGUCCAAACAAGGAUUGGAGAUGACUUCGAAUGAACAGACAACAUCUAAUGUUGGUUUUAGUUCUAUGCCUACAAUGCAUAUCAAUGAACGAGUUGGCUCUGCUUGUGAUGAUACUGCUGUUGAUGUUGGUGGAAGCAUUUAUUCCAACUCGUGUCCUGAAUCAAUUGCCUAUCCGGGGUCAUCUAAAUUGUGCACAGAUGGAUUUCUUCCAUUCCACCAGUUUGAGGGUUCUUUCCGAAAGAAACUGUUUGCUCCUUACUGGCCUAUGGAGGCCGUAAAUGAGGCAUUGGAGAAAGGGGAAGCUUUCAAAGCGUUGUUUCGUGUGAAUGCGCACAACCGACUGGAGGCAUAUUGCAAAAUAGAUGGGGUACCUACAGAUGUUCUUGUCAAUGGAAUGUAUUCGCAGAAUAGAGCUGUUGAGGGAGAUAUUGUGGUUAUUAAGGUUGAUCCUUUGGGAUUGUGGACAAAGAUGAAAGGGUCAAAUGGGUCCUCAAACAAUUCUACAGUGGUAGAAGAUUGUAAUUUAGUUCAAGAGGUCAAUGGACUUGCUGAUAAUAGCGAGAAGGGUAAAGGAAAGGUAGAUGCCAAUUGCGAGCAUAGUGAUGGUAGAAGUGGAGUACUACCUGAUAAAGGGUUUUAUGAUGCAACACAAGUGACUAGAACAGCAGCAUACAACUAUGUAAAUGGGCAUCACCAAUAUGGUUCGGAGUCUUUGCAUGUGGGUCUUUUACCUGGGCAGAAUCAAGGAAUGAAUUCAGUGGAUCAGUUGGCUUCCAUGACAAUUCGAUACCCUCUGAAACGACCUACUGCAAAGGUUGUUGCAAUUGUUGAAAAAUCUCUUCGAAGGAAUGCUAUUGUCGGCUUUCUUAAUGUUAAGCCGUGGUUCUCCUAUCUAGAACUUAAUAGAAAAGAUGCAAAGAAAAAUUCUGUGAUCCUUGAUCACGAGUAUGUUACAUUGACCCCAACUGAUCCAAGAUUUCCCAAAAUGGUUGUUUUUGUGAGAGACUUACCAGUCUCUAUAAAAAAGAGGUUGGAAGAUGGUGAUAUAACAAUUGAGACGGAGCUGCUAGCUGCCCAAAUUGAAGAUUGGAGUGCAGAAAGUUCUUUCCCAUGUGCUCGUGUCUCUCAUUCUUUUGGACGGGGCAGUGACUUGGAACCUCAAAUCAAUGCAAUUCUAUAUGAAAAUGCAAUUCAUUGUGCUGAUUUUUCUCCUCAAGUACUUUCUUGUCUUCCAAGUACUCCUUGGGAAAUCCCAUCCAAGGAAAUUCAAACUAGAAGAGACCUUAGAGACGUGUGUGUGUUCACUAUUGACCCUCCCACCGCUUCUGAUCUUGAUGAUGCUUUAUCUGUUGAAAAGUUAUCGAAGGAUACUUUUAGAGUAGGUGUACACAUCGCAGAUGUGUCGUACUUUGUCUUACCAAACACAGCCUUAGAUGUAGAAGCUCGGUAUCGAUCAACCAGUGUCUACUUGUUGCAAAGGAAGAUACAGAUGUUGCCAUCUUUGCUUUCAGAAGAGCUUGGCUCGCUCAACCCUGGAGUAGAUAGGCUUUCCUUUUCUAUGUUUUGGGAAUUAAACAGCAUGGGGGAUGUUUUGGAUCGUUGGAUUGGUCGUACAGUGAUAAGAUCUUGUUGCAAGCUUUCAUAUAGACAUGCUCAAGACUUCAUUCAAGGUAUAGCUGAUGUGGAGAACUUUAGUACCUUAGAGGGGUACCCUGAGUUGCAUGGUCAAUUUGAAUGGUCUGAUGUUAUUAGAUCUGUUAAAUAUCUUCAUGAAAUUUCAAAAACUUUGAAGGAGAAAAGAUUUAAUGGUGGUGCUCUACAGCUUGAAAGUGCUAAAAUUGUUUAUUUAUUUGAUGAAGAUGGGGUUCCAUACGAUAGCAAUCUAAUUGAGCGGAUGGAUUCAAAUUUUCUUGUCGAAGAGUUCAUGCUUUUGGCAAAUACGACAGCUGCAGAAAUAAUAUCUAGAGCUUUUCCGGAUAGUGCAUUAUUGCGAAGGCAUCCUGAACCUAACAUGAGAAAACUUAAAGAGUUUGAAGCUUUUUGUCGUAAACAUGGUCUAGCAUUGGAUACUUCCUCUUCUGGUCAGUUUCACCAAUCCUUGGAAAAAUUAAGGGAAAAACUCAAGGGUGAUUCUGUUUUUUUUGAUAUUCUCAUCUCAUAUGCUUCAAAACCGAUGCAAUUGGCUAGUUACUUUUGCAGUGGUAACUUAAAAGAUAACUUGAAUGAUUGGGGUCAUUAUGGGUUGGCUGUUCCUCUCUACACGCAUUGUACUUCGCCUCUACGUCGUUAUCCAGACAUUGUUGUACAUCGGACGUUGGCUGCUGUAAUUGAAGCUGAGGAGCUAUGUAUGAAGCAUAGAAGGGUGCUUAAAUGUACAGAUGGGAAGGUGUCCAAACAUUGUUUCACUGGUAUUUAUUUUGAUAAGGAAGCUGCAGAUUCUCCACAAGGGCAAGAAGCAUUGUCAAAUGCUGCAUUGAAGCAUGGAAUCCCUUCCCCUGAUCUGCUUGGCGAUGUUGCUGCGUAUUGUAAUGAGAGAAAGCUGGCCAGCAGGCAUGCAGAGGAUGCUUGUGAGAAACUCUAUAUGUGGGUUUUGCUAAAGAGAAGGGAGAUUUUGUUGUCUGAUGCUAGAGUGUUGGGAUUGGGUCCAAGAUUUAUGUCUGUUUACAUUCAGAAGCUGGCUAUUGAGCGGCGAAUAUACUAUGAUGAAGUUGAAGGGUUAACUGUAGAAUGGCUUGAAUCUACCUCAACGCUGGUGCUCAGUUUAGCUGGGCACAAACGCUUGUUCAAGAGAGGUGGCCCAGGGAAUUACAUGGCUCUAGGAAAUGCUGCAUGGGUUGUAAAUCCUUAUGAUCUAAGUGCGGAAACAGGUAUUGAUGACUGUGAUGCAACGCGCAUGGCAAAUGGUGAGGUGGCAUUAUCAGAUUCAGAGCCAAACUCGAAGCCUUGGGUUGAUCCUGGAGCCUUCCCUCUAACGGUGCGGAUGCUUUCAACAAUUCCUGUGGCACUGUAUGCAAUUGGUGGUGAUGAUGGACCCCUCGAGAUUGGGGUACGAUUAUACAUGAGUUCAUAUUUGAAGUAACUCGUGUUUUGAAGAAAGGGCAAUGGAGUAUGGAACGACCUGGGGGGGGGGUGAACAAAGGGAACAGAGCCUUGUAUGGAAUGAACAGGUUCUGUUGUAGAUAAGAAAGUAGUGUAUAGUUAAUGUGGUGGGACUAGGGAGGUGUAGAUAGAUAUAACGGUGGGUUGGGGUUAUGGUGGAUUGUUUUGGGGUUUAUUAUAAGUAGCUGGUGUUUUUUUUUAACAAAAAGCUGCUCUUGGAAAUUGGCCCUUGUUUUUAUCGGCAAGUUCCAUCUAAUAUUCCUCUAGUAACUACAAUGAAAACUAUUCGACACUGAGCUUUAGCAUAGCUUAGCUUAGGAGUCGAUUCUAUGCUGUAUUGCUGGACUGCAGCCCGAAAGUUUUUUGGAGUUUGGGUGGCUGAUUUCAGUUGUUUUCAGAUUCUUUGUUUUUAUCAGACAUUUUUAUUGUCGGAA
Molecule: messenger RNA, 4153 nt
Organism: Gossypium raimondii (Peruvian cotton)
Lineage: Eukaryota; Viridiplantae; Streptophyta; Magnoliopsida; Malvales; Malvaceae
Product: DIS3-like exonuclease 2
Exons: 7
Coding region: 409-3699 (1096 amino acids)
Cellular component (GO): P-body; exosome (RNase complex)
Molecular function (GO): 3'-5'-RNA exonuclease activity; RNA binding
Source: RefSeq, a predicted model, not a curated record